Molecule: messenger RNA, 1908 nt
Organism: Misgurnus anguillicaudatus (oriental weatherfish)
Lineage: Eukaryota; Metazoa; Chordata; Actinopteri; Cypriniformes; Cobitidae
Gene: tmem50a
Product: transmembrane protein 50A
Source: RefSeq, a predicted model, not a curated record
GAUGCAAUGUUAAUGCUCAAUUGCUAGAGAGGACUUCACAGGAUGUACUGCGGGAUGUAGUGCGCACGCGCGGCUCAGAGCCACUGUUUGAGACGGAAGACUGCGGAGUGUAUUUACACUUACUGCGAACCACGAGAAAAACUCAAGAAAAGUGCAGGUCAGAUCAGAAGGAUGUCAGGGUUUUUGGAUGGGAUCAGAUGUGGAGAUUGCGAGUGUAAUGUGGACUGGGGUGAGAAGAGAAACACCAUUGCCUCCAUCGCAGCUGGAGUUCUGUUCUUUACAGGCUGGUGGAUUAUUAUUGAUGCAGCGAUAAUGUACCCUAAGGAGGAAGAGUUUCACCACGCAUACCACACGUGCGGAGUCAUAGCAACUAUAGCCUUUCUCAUGAUCAAUGCAGUGUCAAAUGGUCAGGUGAGAGGGGACAGCUACAGCGAGGGCUGCUUGGGACAAACAGGUGCAAGAGUGUGGCUUUUUAUUGGAUUCAUGUUGGCAUUUGGGUCUCUCAUCGCCUCUAUGUGGAUUCUGUUUGGGGGUUUCGUUGUGUCUGAUCAAAAGACCCUUCCGGUGUAUCCUGGUAUUGCUAUUUUUUUCCAGAAUGCAUUCAUCUUCUUUGGUGGUCUGGUGUUCAAGUUUGGACGCACUGAGGACCUCUGGCAGUGAUGAUACCUUCUACCUUCCAUCAAAUCCCACAGUCCAUCAACACAUAACUUUUUCUGUACUUUGAAUUAUUGCUGCCUAUUUGCUCCUCUUCUUUCAACUCAUUCGUUUCUGUUAUAUGGUCCUUUAUUCUAUCUUUCCCUGUGUGGCCACAGAGAGCACAUAGUUUGCAAGAAAUGCAUCAAGUCCAUGCCCUAUAGUCAGUAUAGACUGACUGAAUAAAAAUUCAGAUUCUGUAACCUAUUGGAAAUAAUUAGGAUUGGAAAAUAAUUGGAAUAGUUCUCAAAAGUUGAAUUGCACCAUAGAAAUGUUUUUUAUUCCGCUUUUACAAAAGCAAAGAAAUAAAGCCACAGCAGAAUGCUUGCACCUUAUGUUUGUGUUUCAUCCACAAGUGAUGCGUCUAAAAAGCUUUCAUCUCAAUAGGAUGUGAUUUGAGCAUCACAGGUGGCAGCAAACUGCAUUUUCUGUGCUGAUUCUUAUUUGCACAUGGUCAAAUAUGCUAAAUUGAACUGACAGUGUGACAGUCUUACUUCAUAACCCAUUUUCAACCACUUUUACAUUAUUAAAUAGCAAAUAGCUCUGUGAUAUUCAGCUUUCAUUUUGCAUAGACGGCAGAAUCUAUAUUACCAAAAUGAGUGUGACUGUCAGUCAUUUCUUAAACUUCACUGUGUUUCUAUUUUAAUUGUGUUCUCAUUUGCAUGUAAAUCUGUUUUAUUAAUCCACCAAAUUCAUUUCUGUACAUUUACAUGCAAAACAUUAUAAUAUGUAACAUACUCGUAUUUGUUUUUUAUGCAUCCUGUGUUUUUAUUUUUUUACAGGUUUCCCACAACUUGUUAAAAUAAUUUUCCCAGUCAUUCAUUACCAAUUUAAUACCAAAAAAAUUGGGCUUGCAAGGAACUAUUUAUAGCUGUUAAAUUAUUUAUUGUCUGGCCCGAACAGUUUUAAAGUUUGUAAUUUCUUCACUAUUAAGGCAACCACACAGAAUUGCAAUCUUUUUUCUAAAGGUGGGACUACCUGUCCAUCUGACCAAUAGUAGGUGAAGUGUUUGAAACUGGAUUGACAAAAGCCAAUAUGUUUGCUAUUUUGUUUGGUGCUGUUGUAGUGGUGCAGAAAUCUCAUCUUUAAGAUUUUCUCAGUUUUUCAUGAGCGUGGGAACCCUGGUUUAUGUUUUGUGUUCUGGAGAUGUAAGCUCGUCCUCUGUGUAUGGUUGGACAUGUGGGAGCUGUAUAAAAAGUCUGUAUUUUUAUUUUA